This is a messenger RNA of Sceloporus undulatus (fence lizard), 3685 nucleotides long. RefSeq names its product ubiquitin carboxyl-terminal hydrolase CYLD-like. Gene Ontology annotation, molecular function: K63-linked deubiquitinase activity; cysteine-type deubiquitinase activity. Bases 1 to 2658 code for a protein of 885 amino acids. The transcript has 14 exons. The record is from RefSeq and is a predicted model, not a curated record. Gene Ontology annotation, biological process: regulation of intrinsic apoptotic signaling pathway; necroptotic process; regulation of mitotic cell cycle. Gene Ontology annotation, cellular component: cytosol. NCBI's taxonomy places the organism in Eukaryota, Metazoa, Chordata, Lepidosauria, Squamata, Phrynosomatidae.
AUGAAGCCCCGCCGACUGUUCAUUGCAACAAAAAGCUUUAUGGGAGAAGCCAAGGCAGGUGGAGAGGUGAAGGUAUCAAAAGGCAGCCUCCUGAGCCAGGAGGACCAUCAUGGAAGUUCUCCAGGUGGAAUGUUCUGGGCCAAAAUCCUGGACACAGAGAAGGUGGUCCGGGUGCCUCCAUGGGCCACCCGGGAGCUGAGCGGGGCCCAUUCAGGCCUCCUGGAAGCGGUGACCAAUGGAGAUGAGCGCUUGGCUCUUCUCCAGCAGGAACGGUUGAUGCGCAGGCUGAGUACCCUCCGGAAAGGGGACCGGGUCAAGGUCCAGAUUACAUCUGCCUCCGGGCGGAGAGUUCGGGGCAUCAUCCGAUACCGGGGACCCAUCGACAAGAGCAAGCAAGAUACGAGUGUCAUCUUUGGGGUGGAGCUGGUGGGUUCAGCAGCUGGGAAAGGCUUUACGGAUGGCUCCUUCAAAGGUCAGAAGUUUUUCUCCUGCCGGGAGAACUGUGGCGUCUUUGUGCCGGUCAGUCGGAUUGAGCCAGAUGACUUGGCAGAGGGCAGUCCACCAGCACCUCCAAGAAGCAACAUCCGGGAAUGUUCUCGGAUUCAACUGACAUCAGGAGAUCCCUUGUCCUCUCCAACUCUAGAGAUUGGAGACCGUGUUUUCUUCAAGAUGGAAGAUACCACCCCUACCGGCACAGUGGUGUACUGUGACCACCUUCCCAACAAAUUGGAAACCGGCAUCUUUGUGGGGAUUCUUCUGGACAAUCCAGUGGGUUCAUGGGAUGGUUGUUUCAAAGACCAUGUUCUCUACCGUAUUUCAUCUCCAGAGUAUGGGAUGCUCCUUCCAAUCUCGAAAGUAUAUAAAGAAAAAGUCGAUAGAAGUCCUGAGACAGUAGCCAACAAUUGCUCCUCAUCCAUCACAGAGGAAUAUGAGGAUUGCUUGUCCCCGUCCUCUAUCCGUUAUCCUCCCAGAAUGGAAGAGAGUUCACUGAAGGAGACCCCAAGGGGAGUUUCUUCUGAUGACCUACAAGGAUACAAGAAGAAAGAAGUGGCAACUGCAGAGCAGAAACAGAAAGAAGAUGAUGAAGAGGAAGAAGAUGAGGAUGCUGAUGAUGCUGAUGAUGCUGCUGCUGCUGGUGAUGAUGAUGAUGAUGAUGAUGAUGAUGAUGAUGAUGAACAGUAUAGUCACCAUCUUCUGGAGAUCAAUUCCAUGGUGGAGGUUAACAAUCCACCCAUUUAUGGGGUGAUCCGCUGGAUUGGCUCGCUGCCUGAUGUGGCUGAGACAAUCGCUGGACUGGAGCUGGAGGAGCCUCUACCUUCAGGUUGUACAGAUGGGCAAUACCAUGGGAUCCGCUAUUUCCACUGCCAGCCAAACAAAGCUCUCUUUGUCAAGCUACGCCAUUGUCGUCCUGAUUCCCGCUUCGGCACUUUGCAAAGUCUGGAGAAUCCCGUUUUGCGAUGCAACUCUCUGGACUUCCGUCUGUAUGCCAGUGCCAAAGUGGAAGAAGACACACCUCCACCUCCGUUGGGCAGCCAGGGCAUGGAACAUCUCUCAGGGUGGAAGAAAGGGAUUCAGGGGCACUGCAAUUCUUGUUACCUGGAUGCCACUCUUUUCUGCAUGUUCACUUUUACCUCUGUGCUGGAUUCAAUGUUGCUACGCCCGGCAGACAAGAACGAUGGGGAAUCAUACACUGAGACACGAGAUCUGCUCAGAACAGAGAUAGUCAACCCUUUGCGCAAGAAUGGCUACGUCUGUGCCACCAAAGUUAUGGCCCUGCGGAAGGUCCUGGAAACAGCUGGGCAUUCCUCAGGCUUCACCAGUGAAGAAAAAGACCCGGAAGAAUUUCUUACCCUUCUAUUUCGGGUACUGAAAAUGGAACCACUCUUUCAGAUCCGCUCAGCUGGCAAAGAUCCCCAUGGCUGUAUCUUUUACCAGAUAUUUGUUGAGGACCACCCACGUCGAGUGGUGCCCACAGUUCAAGAGCUUCUUGAGGGGUCUUUGGUUACUGGGGACCUCAAGUUCACAGAGGCCCCCUCCUGUCUCAUCCUCCAGAUGCCACGAAAUGGAAAGAACUUCAAGGCCUUCCGAACCAUUCAGCCCAGCCUGGAACUUGACCUCACUGACCUCCUAGAAGAAAAUCCUCGGGAGUGUUCAAUUUGCCAAGAGUUGGCUGUGAAUGAGUGUAUGGAUUGCUACGGAGACUCCAGUUUUGGCGUUAGACAGAUCAAACAGUUCUGCAGGAUUUGCAGUCAACAGGUUCAUAAGCACCGGUCUCGUCGUGGCCAUCAGCCUCGCCCUCUGCAUCUGCCAGAGGAACUCUCCCACUCAGGCUCCCUGCCUGAAGUCAUUCCCCGGCAGACAAUGCAGCUCUUUGGGGUCCUCUGUAUUGAAACCAGCCACUAUGUAGCAUUUACCCGCCACGGCCCUGAUGUCCACCAGUGGCUCUUCUUCGACAGUAUGGCUGACCGUGAGGGUGGCUUGAAUGGCUUUAACAUCCCACGCGUCACACCCUGCUCAGAAGUGGCAGCCUACUUGGAAAUGUCCCCAGAGGAGCUCCAGAGCCUGGAUCCCAAAUCCUUGCCCACUUAUGCCCGACGUCUGCUUUGCGAUGCCUAUAUGUGUUUCUACCACAGCCCUUCUCUUGGCCUCUACAAAUAAAUGCCUGAAUGGAAUAAUGUGAAAUUCCUGUGAGGAGAAAUGCAAACUCCAGGGAUAUGGACUCACUAUGGAUAUGGCUGUGGACCUGGGGGCCUUUUAUCUUUUUAGAAUAUGUUGAUGGCCCAGUUUAGUAAACAGUCCAAAAAUAGGAGCUCCAGCUGCAUGGAGGGCAUUUUCUGCUUCUAAAAGAAGGCAUAACUUUGUCAUUCUUGACCUCCUUGCAGUUGGCUGACCCCAGAUUGGACAGACCAUAUUCCUUGGGAUUGAACUGUACAAAAGAACUUAAAUUGGAGGCCUUUUCACAGUGCCUAAUAAAGGCACUAUGAUUCCACUUUAACUGCUGUGGCUGCAUCCUCUGGGACCCUGGGUUUUGUAGUUUGGUGAAGCAUGAGGGCUGCCUGGAUGAGAAUUCCAAAUUCCCUUCCUUAAACUGCAAUUCCCAUGGCAGUCAAGGUGGAAUAUAAUGCUAUAGUGAUUACUGUAUAAAAGGUCCUAUGAGUAUUAUGACCUAUGGGAAGUGCUUCAUCCUGUUCUUUGUGGUUUCACGGGGGGGGGGGGGGUAUUUUUGUAUAUUGAUAAGCUUUUCCCUGUACCAAAUCCCAUCCUAUGGCUUCUUCUGAAUUCUAUACCCUCACAGAUUUCUUGUUGGGUGACUGCUGGUAAAUAUGCCAACCCUACUUAUGGUGGCUGAGUUACACCGUGUAUGUGAAAUGAAGCCUACAUCCUAAACCAGAGCAACUAUGGUAGAACAGGGACUAGUUGUAUACCUACACUCCUUGCCCAAGCAGACAGCUUUAGAUUGAUUAUACGGGCUUAUUUUUAGCCAAUUCUUUUUUAUUUGAGGGAAAUAUAGAGGGCCAUACUACUUCGUUUUAGAGCCUCUUUGUGAGGGCUAGAGUGGAUUUUUGGGUGAUCUUUUGCCUGAUAUGUUUUUUUAAUUGUAGGGGAGAUCCAGAUGCUUUGGUGGUCCCAAGGAGGUCUUAACAAAUUGCUGGGACCCACUCCCAAAUAAAAUUUGUGUUCUAUA